CCAUUUCCACUCAUCACUCAUCCAUCACACACACUCAGCAACACUCAACAACUAAAAUGUCUUCCCUCCCACCAAUUAUCGCCACAAUAGUCGUUGUAGUUGCUUGUUUGUCAAGUGCCCUAGUCGCAGCUCAAAACUGUGGCUGUGCCCCCGGUUUUUGCUGCAGUAAAUUUGGUUACUGUGGCACAACAGACGCCUACUGUGGCAAGGACUGCAGACAAGGCCCUUGCACUUCUGGUUCAACUCCCUCUACUCCCACCCCCACCCCAAGUGGUGGUGGUGGUUCGGUCUCGAGUUUGGUGACCGACUCCUUCUUCAAUGGGAUCGUUAACCAAGCAGGCUCAGGCUGUGCUGGUAAGAACUUCUACACCAGGUCUGCUUUCCUGAGUGCUCUCAAUAGCUAUCCUCAGUUCGGCACUGUAGGAUCCUCCGACGAUAGAAAGCGUGAAGUUGCUGCCAUGUUCGCUCAUUACACCCAUGAAACUGGACAUUUUUGCUAUAAAGAGGAGAUUGCAAAAUCAACCUACUGUAACACUACACAAUUUCCGUGUAAUCCAAGCAAGCAAUACUACGGAAGGGGGCCAGUUCAAAUAACAUGGAACUACAACUACAUACCAGCAGGUAGAAGCAUUGGAUUCGACGGUUUGAAUUCACCAGAAACAGUUGCCAAUGAUGCUGUUGUUGCCUUCAAGACAGGAUUCUGGUUUUGGAUGAACAAUGUUCAUUCUAGGAUCACCUCUGGUCAAGGGUUUGGGUCAACCAUUCAAGCUAUCAAUGGAAUGGAAUGUGGUGGAAGAAACACGGCUGCUGUCAAUGCUCGUGUUAGUUACUAUACUCAGUAUUGUCAGCAGUUUGGUGUUUCACCUGGAAGUAACCUUUCUUGCUAAGCUAGUUACACCUCACCUCUAAUGGCUAAUUAUUUCUAUCUUCCUUCCACAAGUCACGAAAACAAAGGGAAUAAUUUGAACUCUUCACAAUUAAAGGUUUUUGUAUGUGUUGCAGACUUGCAGUCGGCCUCGGCCUGCCUUGUAUUACUCUCAAAUUAAUAAUUAUCUAAUUUCUGUUUUUAGCA
Messenger RNA from Spinacia oleracea (spinach), 1072 nucleotides. RefSeq names its product endochitinase A-like. Gene Ontology annotation, biological process: carbohydrate metabolic process; chitin catabolic process; cell wall macromolecule catabolic process. NCBI's taxonomy places the organism in Eukaryota, Viridiplantae, Streptophyta, Magnoliopsida, Caryophyllales, Amaranthaceae. Bases 57 to 887 code for a protein of 276 amino acids. The transcript has 2 exons. The record is from RefSeq and is a predicted model, not a curated record. Gene Ontology annotation, molecular function: chitinase activity; chitin binding.